ACUCAUUUAAAAGAGAUCAGGGUUAAUUUGAACGUUUAUUCUGACAUGGAAAGUCAUAUUUCACUACAGUAGUAGUAGCUUAAUUAGCUACUAGUUACUACUUUAUCAGCACUUUAUGAUAGCUAACAUUUAACAUUAUCCCAGCUAACAUGCUAACAUAGAGUAACAUUACCUAACUAGCUAAACUUAAUGUUGAAUUAAAUUAACAAAGCUGUCAUUUGUUGUUGCCAAAACAACAGAUGAUCAUACAAUCUUCAUCUUCAGAUACAUCUGUCCCUUGUUGUGUUAACUAACAGCUGAUUGAGAUGGCAUCCCCCAAACACAAGGGUUUCAUCAGGAAGAAGCCCAACUCAGAGCUUGAUGUGGUUGUCAGCAGUCUGAGGAAGGACAACGCCUAUCUGAAGAAGAGCCUGGCUGAGCUGUCUCGUCAACACUCACAGCAUAAUAUGCUCGUAAAGAGAUUCCUCUCUCUUGAAACUGUCAGGCUGGAGAGUUGUCAGCAGCUCAAGGCCAAAGACGAGGAGGCUUUGCCAUCAGAGCAGCUGAGUAAGAAAGAAGGGAAUCUGAUGGACGUAGUGAGUAUGAGGAGAAAGAGAAGCAUAUCCAGUUACUCCAGAGAGAUUGAAGAAAUCAAGAACCAAGUUGUGAGCGUCUCAACUAGGUGUCAGUAUCUCGAGAACAAAGUUGCACGGAAGAAGGACUCCGCUUCAGAUGAAGGGGCCUCGACCAACACCGUAAGAGAGCUCAAAAUUCAACUCAGUGAUGCCUUGGAGAAGAACGAGCAGUGGCUGGAAUAUGACCAGCAGAGAGAGGCCUAUGUGAGGGCAACUCUGGCCAGAAUGUUGUGGCUGGAGAAGCGGGUGAACAAAGCCAAUCAGGCCUGCUCACAGCAGCACAAUGAGGACCAUUCAGAUGAGAGGGAGCGAAUAAGCCAGAUGCAGGAGCACUAUGAAAAACUGUUACAGAAAGCCAGAGAUGAGCUGGAGGCGCUGAGGGAGCAGGUCGACACGACCCACCAGAACCUGAUAAUAAUCCAAAACAGGUGCAAGGAAAGGGAGAGUGAGGUGGAAGAGCUCAUGCAGCAGCUGCGGACUGAAAAUAUGAGCAGAGAAAACACACUGGAAGAUCAACAUUGCUCUGAGGAUGAAGAGCAAUGGCUGACUGCCGAGACUGAAAACCUCCAGAGCAUACUGGAUGAGGAGAGGCGCAGGUCGGCUAACUUUGAGCUGCAGUCGAUUCUCUUUAAGAAGUGUUUGUUAAAUCGCCACCAUGCAGACCAGAAAAAGAUUGCAGACCUGGAGCGACAGAACUCUCAUUUCAGUGACUUUGUGGACAAACAGACCAAAUACACCACCAAAUGCAUGAUUACCGCUCCUAUUAUGUGUGAAAAGGAACCCAUCGGUGUCAUCAUGGCAAUCAACAAACAAGGCGCUGAUGAAUUUUCGAAGAGCGAUCAGGACCUCUUCACUAAAUAUGUGAACUUUGCUACCGUGGUCGCUCUCCAAGCCCACACAACUUGCAUGUGGGAUGUAGAGUCCAGGAGAAGCCAGGUGCUGCUGUGGUCAGCCAGCAAAGUUUUUGAAGAGUUGACUGAUAUCGAGAGGCAGUUUCACAAAGCCUUGUACACAGUGAGGACAUUUAUCAAGUGUGAGAGAUACUCUGUAGGACUCCUGGACAUGACCAAAGAAAAGGAAUUCUUCGAUGAGUGGCCAAUCAAACUAGGAGAGCAGGAGCCAUACAAAGGCCCCAAGACACCAGAUGGCAGAGAAAUCAACUUCUACAAGAUUAUUGACUACUUGCUGGAAGACAAAGAGGAGAUUAAAGUUAUCCCCGGCCCUCCUGCAGACCACUGGGCUUUGGUCAGUGGACUCCCAUCAUAUGUGGCUGAGAAUGGAUUUAUCUGCAACAUGAUGAAUGCUGCAGCGGACGAUUACUUUGCAUUUCAGAAAGAAGCGGUGGAUGAGACUGGAUGGAAGAUUAAGAACGUCGUCUCCCUCCCCAUCGUCAACAAAAAGGAAGAAAUUGUUGGCGUGGCCACUUUCUACAACAGAAAAGACGGCAAACCAUUUGACGAGAAUGAUGAACAAAUUACAGAAGCUCUAACCCAGUUCCUCGGCUGGUCCACCCUGAAUAGCGACACAUAUGACAAACUGAACAGGACAGAGUGGAGGAAAGAUAUUACCCAGGAAAUGCUCAUGUACCAGACAACAGCCACGCUAAAUGAUGUGCAGAGCAUUCUGAACACUCAAGAGAAGUUUGGCUCUGCACCAGAGGACUGUGACCAGAAGGAGAUGUACAAGCUUUUGAGAGCCAACAUCCCUGACGCCAAGACGGUGGAGCUACAUGAGUUCCGCUUCAGUGACUUCCCCUUGUCAGAGUUGGAGCUCAUCAAGUGUGGCAUCCGCUGCUUCUUUGAGCUGGGGGUGGUGGAGAAGUUCAAGGUCCCAGCUGAGAUCCUGACACGAUGGAUGUUCACCGUUCGCAAGGGAUACCGUGACAUCACCUACCACAACUGGAGGCACGGCUUCAAUGUGGGACAAACCAUGUUCAGCCUGCUGCUAACGGGUAAACUGAAGAAGUAUUACUCCGAUCUUGAGGCUUUUGCCAUGGUUGCUGCCGGAUUCUGCCACGAUAUCGACCACAGAGGAACCAACAAUCUCUACCAGACAAAGAGUUUAUCCCCUCUGGCAAAGCUGCACACCUCCUCCAUUAUGGAGCGGCAUCAUCUUGAGUACAGCAAGUCACUGAUGGAGGAUGAGAACCUGAACAUCUUCGUAAACCUUCAGAAGCGUCAGUUCGAGACGGUGCAGCAUCUGUUUGAAGUUUGCAUAAUUGCUACUGAUCUCGCCUUGUAUUUCAAGAAGAGAACGAUGUUCCAAAAAAUUGUGGAAUCUGUGGAGACGAUGCCAGAGGAGAAAGAGCGAAUCAACUACAUCUCCACCAAUCCAACCAGGAAGGAAAUUAUCAUGGCGAUGAUGAUGACGGCUUGUGACCUGUCAGCCAUUACAAAGCCAUGGGAGGUUCAGAGCAAGGUCGCUCUAAUGGUGUCAGCAGAAUUUUGGGAGCAGGGAGACCUGGAAAGGACAGUCCUUGACCAGCAGCCUAUUCCAAUGAUGGACAGAAAUCAUGCUGCAGAGCUGCCUAAGAUGCAGUGUGGUUUCAUCGACUUUGUCUGCUCCUUUGUGUACAAGGAGUUUUCUCGCUUCCAUACAGAGAUCACUCCCAUGUUCAGUGGGUUGACUAUCAACAGGGGCGAGUGGCGAGCUCUCGCAGACGUCCACGAGGCCAAGAUGAAGGCCAUCGAAGACGAGAAGAAGAAGCUGGAAGGCGGAGGCAAUCAAGAUCAAGAGGCUGGGAAGUCAAAGACAUGCAUUAUCUGCUAGACCUCCAGGACCAUG
Sebastes umbrosus (honeycomb rockfish) is the source of this 3398-nucleotide messenger RNA. Its product is annotated as cone cGMP-specific 3',5'-cyclic phosphodiesterase subunit alpha'-like. Bases 306 to 3383 code for a protein of 1025 amino acids. The record is from RefSeq and is a predicted model, not a curated record. Gene Ontology annotation, molecular function: 3',5'-cyclic-nucleotide phosphodiesterase activity; protein binding. Gene Ontology annotation, biological process: visual perception; signal transduction. The transcript has 29 exons. Lineage: Eukaryota; Metazoa; Chordata; Actinopteri; Perciformes; Sebastidae.